Miscanthus lutarioriparius is the source of this 612-nucleotide messenger RNA. The record is from the annotation of a GenBank genome assembly. NCBI's taxonomy places the organism in Eukaryota, Viridiplantae, Streptophyta, Magnoliopsida, Poales, Poaceae.
AUGGCGGCCGCGGCGCGCGCGAUCAUCUGCGAGCUAGCGCCGCAAAAGGUGUCGUCGACAACGGCGGCGGCGGCGGCGUCGGGGCCUGCGGCGCCGAAGAAGCGCGACGCUGGGACGAAGGUGGUGCUCCAGCCCCGGCUCUGCACGCUGCGGUCGUACGGCGCCGGCAGCGGCGUGGUGACGCGGAGGAUUCUGGUCGGGGAGGAGGACGGGAGCCGGGCCGCCGACUCGGGCGGCGGCUCCGGAUCCGCGGCGUCACCGUUCUUCGCCUCCCUCAACGACUACAUCGAGAGCUCCCGCAAGAGUCAGGACUUCGAGACCAUCUCCGGGCGCCUCGCCAUGUUGGCGUUCGCGGCGGCGGUGGCCGUGGAGACGACGACGGGCAGUUCCCUGUUUAAGAAGCUGGACACGAUGGAGAUCGAGGAGGCGGCGGGGGUGUGCGUGGCGGUGGUCGCCUGCGCCGCGGCGUUCGCGUGGGCGUCCAGCGCGCGCAACAGGAUCGGCCAGAUGUUCACGCUGGGGUGCAACGCCUUCGUCGACUCCCUCAUCGACAACAUCGUCGAGGCGCUCUUCUCCGAGGGCGAGCUGCAGGACUGGUCCGACGACAUAUAA